UGUGCUUUGAUGUGCGUCAAGGCGGGACGUGGCCUAUAAGUACAGAGGAGCAUCUUGAGGAACCUCUCUUACCUGCAUGCCAACUUGACUCAGCAGACGCUUCUACCGGCCUGAGAUCAUCUUGACGUCAUGUGGGGACACUUCUCCAUCGAGUGGAUGGCACAAAGCAGCCAGACCGCCGCUACCGACCCCGCUGCCACACCCGCACCCACGGCCUGCGGGACAGAUGCUGAGAGUCUGCCUGGUUUUUACUGCCGUCCAAAAAGCCAGAGUGGACCUCAGCAGGAACGGCAUGAUGCCAGAAAGCCUGACCUUCGUUUUUAUGGACCAUCCAACAGCAGCAUGCAGCAGCCAGGAUGCCAGGUGGGCUACGUUGUGGUUGUGUAUUUUAUGGUUCGUUUUCUUCUUGCAGGGUCUGAGGCAGGUUUCAGCAGUGGGACAGAGGAGGAAACGUCAGGUUACGAGAGCGAGGGUGAGCAUUCCAUCUCACCGUCAGCCCAUAACACGGACAUCGCCCCCACCUCCUUGCCGUCAACCCCCCCCUCAGGGAGGAGACCCCGCACGGCCUUCACGGCGGAGCAGAUCAGCAGCUUGGAACGAGCCUUCAAGAGGAAUGCCUACCUGGGGACGCAGGACAAGGCAGAGCUCUGUAAGAAGCUCAACCUGUCUGACAAACAGAUCAGAAACUGGUUCCAGAACAGGCGCAUGAAGCUGAAAAGGACAGUACAGGAUGCGCUGGCGCACGCCUGCCAGGCCAACACCGUGUCCCACUUCACGCCGUACUCGGAGCUGCAGGCGUUCAGGCCGGCGCCGUAUUCCAGGUAUCACUUGGCAUCGCCGCAGGACACAGCUGCCACUUUUGCUCAUCCUCACGGCCUUCAGUACGCCUCGCCUCUGCCAUCCGCCAUCUCUUCGCUGCCUCUGGAUUCCCUCUACCAAUAUGGCGGCCUGCCCGCCACGGUGUUGCCCGCUGCCACACCCACUCCUCUCAUGGGCCCCUACCCAGCAUACUCUCAGUACUACUGACUAAUGCUUUUAUUUUGAAAGAGGAAGACGUGUGUGUCUGAUAAG
Molecule: messenger RNA, 1071 nt
Organism: Dunckerocampus dactyliophorus (ringed pipefish)
Lineage: Eukaryota; Metazoa; Chordata; Actinopteri; Syngnathiformes; Syngnathidae
Gene: ved
Product: ventrally expressed dharma/bozozok antagonist
Exons: 3
Coding region: 130-1026 (298 amino acids)
Biological process (GO): spinal cord motor neuron cell fate specification; endocrine pancreas development; central nervous system development
Cellular component (GO): nucleus
Molecular function (GO): sequence-specific double-stranded DNA binding
Source: RefSeq, a predicted model, not a curated record